AUGAAUAACACUAGUAGUAAUCACCACAGCAAUAACUAUGGCAAUAAUAGUAAUUCAGGGAACAGCAACCCUUCACCGCAUUCGAUAUCGUUGACUCCAUCGAACUUGAAUGGAUUUCAGGGCACAACAAGAAGCAGAUCGGGUACUUUGUCGUCUCUUUUGGACACUGUGGGCGGCGGCUCUUCACAGUCUAUUCCUGAUGCCAUGUCCCCGGGAGUCAUUGGCCAGGGACAAGAUUCCCUUGGGUUGCCAGUUAUGGAUUCAAUUUCUAUAUCACCAUCUCCCAGUAGCUACGCAAUGGACAAUAUGGCAGCUGCCAAUGGCGGUACAAGAAGAAUGAGAUCAGGCUCUUUGUUUUCUACCAAUUCGAUAUGGAAUGAUGAUGUUGUUUUAGGCAACUCGCCAUCGCAGUCAAGUGCUGGCAUGAUAGAUACCAACAGCUUGCAUUCUUACGAUGGCUCCGCGGCUAAUGGUGUUUCAUCAAACGGUGGAAAUAGUUUCUUAAGUCCACUACUUGCUGCCCAAAACUCAACGGCGUCAUCUAAUGGUAUAGCAAAUGCGAGCUUGUCAAAUACGCACAUUGGGCAGCGUAAUAGAUCUUACACAACGACAGCUGCACUUCCAAAUGUCAGUCCUCUACCUACGGUAAAUUCAAUGGGUGAAAUUGUGGAUAAUUUAAAUCCCAGGUUAACAUCUUCACAGUUUGCGACACCCUCUGGUAUGAAUAAUGAUAUGAAUUAUUUGUUAGACAAUCUUAUCACUAAUAUGAAUACGAAUCCAAAUCACUCGAGGAAUAGGUCACAAACAUAUUCAGGUACACCGGUAGUAUUCCCGGAAGCAGCAUUACAAUCUUAUUUAACUCAAAACUUAGCCCAGCAAGAUCAGCAGCAGCACCACCAACAACAACAUCAUCAUCACCCACAUCAGCAACAACAGCAACAGCAACAACAACAACAGCAACAUCAGCAACAUCAGCAUCAGCACCAACAGCAACCACAACAGAUUCACCAGCCACAGGGUCAAAGACAUAAUAAUCAUGGGCAGCAUCCCCAUCAAGCUCUGCACCAAGUAUUGUCUCAUCAGCCUGUUCUCAUCGAUAACUUUGAUUUGGCUCAGGUUUCAAUUACAACUAAUUUUGAAAACACUAAUUUGGGACCAACGAAGUUUAUUCUAUUUGAUAACUUACCACAAUUCAUCGAUUCAUUAAAGUUGUGGACCAUCUUGAGUAACUCACUCGGGAGUCAAAAGACGUUAGGUGGGGUAAGUAGCUUACGGAUGACUCUGACUAAUAAUUCCAAAUUGGCUUUAGUCGAAUGUACUAACGUUGAAACUGCUAUGAACUUGAAGGCUAAUUUCAACCAUCUCGAAUUGGUACCAGGCGUGAUUCUCUAUGUUGCUUUUGUCAAGUUAAACGAUGACACCGUGUCAAAAGAUGAAACUGAGCCAGUCAAAAUAAAAACGGAUACGAAGAAGAGUCCGAUCGAUAUUUCUUUAAAUAGAGAUCAGUUGAUAGGAGUUGUUGAUGCUUUGUCUACUGACCACAUCGAUAUGAGGAAGAUUGCAUCUAUGAUCAACAUGUCUCUGAAUUAUCCGAAACUGAAUUAUCAGGAUAAUUUUGGACCUUUGCCAGAACCCAUUCCAUUGCGCCAGUUUGAUUCACCAAAGCUCAGAGAGUUACGCAAGAGUCUAGAGAAUAAUGAAAAUGAAACCCUGAACUCUGAUUCUGAUGAAAGUAAUAAACCUUUGACUCAAUUAGAACUUGAAGAAUUGUGUUUGGCUAUGUUGGAUGAAUUUCCUGAAUUAUGUUACGACUAUCUUGGGAAUACGAUUGUUCAAAAAAUUUUCACUGUGCUUCAAUCUCCUUUGAUCAAAUUGAUGAUGGUCAAGGAAAUAACGCCCUAUUUAACCCAACUAGGUAUUCAUAAGAAUGGAACUUGGGCUAUACAAAAAAUCAUUAAUUUGUGCGAUAGCGACUAUCAACAAAAAUAUUUGAUUGGUGUAAGCUUGAAACCAUACGCAGUUAAGCUUUUCAAUGACCAAUUCGGUAAUUAUGUUUUACAAGGAUGUGCAAAAUUCGGAUCUCCAUUUAAUGACUUCAUAUUUGAAGCUAUGCUCGAUAAUUUCAUAGAAAUCAGUUUUGGGAGGUUUGGAGCACGAUGCAUCAGAACCAUAUUGGAAGCUGCCAACGAGACUAAGGCAAUAUCUGAUGAACAAGUUGUUCUUGUCGCAGGUUUGAUCGUACUGUUUGCGAACGAAUUAGUAGUCAACAGCAAUGGCUCUCUUUUAGUCACCUGGUUCUUGGAUACUUUUAAUGGAAGUGGCACGAAAUUUGACAAUAGAUUUGAACUAUUAACAAACAAAUUUUUACCCAAUUUGAAUAAGUUUUGCAUACACAAGCUUGCGAGUCUUUCUAUUUUAAAAAUCUUGAAUAAUCGUUCCGAUCUAAGGCUGAAAAGGGCGAUCAUGGAUACUAUUUUUGGCAGGUUUGAGGAUUUUGACGGUGUCGAGAGUUCGCGUCCGCCCUCUAAGUUAUUAGAGCAUAUUUUAACGGAGAGUCCCGAUAAUACCGCAGGUCCCUUGUUCAUUUAUAAACUAUUGUCUAAUCCAUCAUUGCUCACUUUAGAUGACAAUACAGAUCCGGAGUUGAACUCUAAAUACCAACUGUUUAUUAUCAUGCAAAUUAGAAGGUUGCUACUAGAAGUAAAUAUUGUUAACUUUCAACCUUAUAAAAAGUUGAUGGAUGAAGUUGGAUUAUCGAGUACAAGGCUCAACAGAUCUACGUCUGUUGGUCGCAAGAAUAAGAGAAGCGGAAGGGGAUCCAAAAUUUCCCACUCUCAACAUCCGUACCUGUCUCAAGCUCAAUUGACGAAUUCUUAUGCAAAUGCGAAUACUGUCAAUCAAUAUCCCUUGCAGUAUAAUGGCCUGAAGUCAUCACAGUUUCCUGCAAUGCUUCAACAGCAGCAUUUGGUCAACAAUGUUCCUAUAGCCUCUAAUUUUUUGGCUCCACAACUGGGUUAUUCGCAUCAGCAGUCUCAGGAGCUAGCUAUGAUGCAACAGUUGGAGCAACUUUCAAUCAGCUCUGCAUCUAUGGGAUACAGUGCAAACAUGGAUUCUACUGGAGUUACCAAACAUAGUAACCAGUUUCUUUGA
Molecule: messenger RNA, 3150 nt
Organism: Priceomyces carsonii
Lineage: Eukaryota; Fungi; Ascomycota; Pichiomycetes; Serinales; Debaryomycetaceae
Exons: 1
Coding region: 1-3150 (1049 amino acids)
Biological process (GO): nuclear-transcribed mRNA catabolic process, deadenylation-dependent decay
Molecular function (GO): RNA binding
Source: RefSeq, a predicted model, not a curated record